GAUGGUGUUGCACCAUCAAAAAGAAAGAUGUUUGAAGAGACUCGACGACGAAAGGAAGGAAAAACAUAUGAUCGGCCUUAUGAUGAUACUGAACAGAAGAUAGUAAUUAUUAUACAAUUCUUGUAUUUUAAUAUACAUACAAACUAGCUAUUGUAUCAUACACAUUGAAUUAACCAACUUAUUUUCUUUAAUAUAGCAAGCAAUGAGGAAGUUGGAAGCUUUGCAAGAUGGACAAAGCAGUGAUUCUCGUAAGGAUUCAUUUGUUGAAAAGGAUAUAAGUGCUGAAAAAGAAGAGUUAGCAAAAGAAAAGGAAGUCCAUGCUGCACAAGUUGCUACAGAAGCUGCUGAAAUGCAAAGAAAGUCAAAGGAACUUGAAUUAGAGGCCUUAAAACUACAACAAAUGCGUAGGGAAUUUGAAAGUCAACAAGAGAAUAUUACUCUUGAUGUGAUAGCUCUGUCAAUUGCACAACUACGCCAAAAAGAUCCUAGUUUGACACCUCAAAUGAUUGAAAAGGCUAUAGUGUCAGCCACUGCAGAUGGUCCAUAG
Spinacia oleracea (spinach) is the source of this 547-nucleotide messenger RNA. RefSeq lists its product as uncharacterized. Bases 203 to 547 code for a protein of 114 amino acids. NCBI's taxonomy places the organism in Eukaryota, Viridiplantae, Streptophyta, Magnoliopsida, Caryophyllales, Amaranthaceae. The record is from RefSeq and is a predicted model, not a curated record. The transcript is spliced from 2 exons.